AAAACCAAAAUAAAUAGGGCCUGAACUCGAAGCAGAAUUUGCCUUCAUUUCUCUCUUUUCUUUCUUUCUUUCUCUUCAGUCCUUCUCUCCCAUCUUAAAACUUUACAUAAGAAAACUCGAAAAAACACACACUCACACACUAAGUCCCUACUCCCCCCCAUAAGCUACUGCUUAUAGCUAGCUUUCUCCCCUUCUUUUUUCCUCAUAAUCUCUCUUCCACAAAUCCCUAUCUCUUCCCCUGUUUAACCAAUUUUGUUUAAUCAAAAAGUUUUUAUAUGUGCAAAAAUGCAACUCCCUGGUGAUUCACAAUCUUCAAAAGAAGAACACCACCACCAUCAUCAUCAUUUGUCUUCAACAAUGUCUUCUUCUUCUUCCUUUCCCAUAACCCUCAAGUUCAUGGACAUAAGUUAUAGUGUCAAGUUGGAAAGAUCGGACGGAUUUAAUGGUGGGACAUUAAUGAAGAAGCUGUUUAACAGUAGUGCAGCCAGUAAGGGGCCCACUACUUCACCGGACGUUGAAAAUUCAACCGGCGCCGAAGUUCGCACAAUCUUAAACGGGAUCACCGGGAUGGUUUCUCCCGGCGAAAUCCUCGCCGUACUCGGCCCGUCCGGCAGCGGGAAAUCAACCCUUUUAAAUGCAAUCGCCGGAAGGUUACCGCACGGCCAAGGAAUGACCGGGACAGUGCUCGCCAACAACCGGAAACUAAGCAAACAGAUUCUCCGGCGAACCGGGUUCGUCUCCCAGGACGACAUCCUUUACCCGCACUUAACCGUCCGGGAAACGCUGGUGUUCUGUUCCCUCCUAAGGCUCCCGAGAUCACUGACCCGAAAGGAAAAAAUCGCCGUCGCCGACUCGGUGAUCAGCGAGUUGGGCUUAUCGAAAUGCGAGAACACGGUGAUCGGAAACUCGUUCGUCCGGGGAGUCUCCGGCGGGGAAAGGAAGAGGGUCAGCAUAGCACACGAGAUGCUGGUGAACCCGAGUUUAUUGAUCCUGGACGAACCGACUUCCGGGUUGGACGCCACGGCGGCGUUCCGGCUGGUUUCGACGCUGGUUGGGCUAGCCGGGAAAGGGAAGACGAUCGUGACGUCGGUUCACCAGCCGUCGAGCCGGGUUUUCCAGAUGUUCGAUUCGGUUCUGGUUUUGUGUGAAGGGAGGAGUAUCUAUUUUGGGAAAGGGAAUGAGGCAAUGGGUUAUUUCGAGUCGGUUGGAUUUUCGCCUUCUUUUCCCAUGAAUCCUGCUGAUUUCCUGCUUGAUCUCGCUAACGGGGUUUGCCAUCUUGGUAAUAAUGAGAAAGAGAGGCCUAAUGUAAAGCAUACACUUCUAUCAUCCUAUAACAGAUUAUUGGCUCCAAGAGUAAAAGCUGCUUGUCUUGAUACAUCGACAACUACGGUAGCUUCAAGGGAAUCGACGGUAGGGUUUCAUGGCGGCAGCGGGCGAGCGAAAGAUCAUCAGCAACAUUACAGAAUCAGCUGGAAAAAUAGAGUUUCGAGCUGGUUGAAUCAGUUCAGUGUCCUCUUAGAAAGAAGCUUAAAAGAGAGAAAGCAUGAAACCUUCAACUCUUUGAGAGUGUUUCAAGUGAUCGCAGCCUCAUUGUUAGCCGGUUCCAUGUGGUGGCAUUCCGAUUAUCGCGAUGUUCAGGAUCGCCUAGGGCUUCUCUUCUUCAUCGCCAUCUUUUGGGGAGUCCUGCCGUCAUUCAACGCGACGUUCGCGUUCCCUCAAGAACGCGCCAUCUUCAUGAAGGAAAGAGCUUCCGGGAUGUACACGUUGUCGUCGUAUUUUAUGUCGCGAAUCGUUGGAGACAUGCCGAUGGAGCUCAUCCUUCCGACCAUCUUCCUCACCAUCACUUAUUGGAUGGCGGGGCUAAAACCUGAGCUCGGCGCGUUCGUUUUAACCCUAAUUGUCGUGCUGGGGUAUGUCUUCGUGUCGCAGGGGCUCGGCCUCGCGCUGGGUGCCCUCAUCAUGGACGCGAAACAGGCGUCUACCGUGGUAACAGUGACUAUGCUGGCGUACGUCUUGACGGGAGGGUUCUACGUGCACAAAGUGCCGUCUUGCAUGGCUUGGAUCAAGUACAUUUCCUCAACAUUUUACUCAUAUAGGCUCCUAAUCAACGUUCAAUAUGGUGAAGGCAAAGAGAUUUCAUCAUUGAUGGGUUGCUCACCACAUGGAGAUGAUGAGAGGGCAACUUGCAAGUUCAUUGAUGAGGACAUUGGAGGCCAACUUCACCCUUUGAUGAGUGCCACAAUUUUGCUCAUUAUGUUUGUUGGGUAUAGAUUGAUGGCUUAUCUUGCCCUUAGGUUUAUGAGAUCCUAGCAGAAAAGGAGCGGGAGAAGAGAGAUCAUUUGAUUGUGAAUUGAGGGCUUCAUAAUCCUAACAAUAUUGGGGGGUAGAUUAAUUGCUGUUUUACUGACAAAUUAAUUUUAUUGAGGCUUUGGAGGAACUCUUUGGAAAGGAGAGAAAAAAAUGUGGCAGGUGACAAAAGUGUAAAUAAUUGGAGAGAUGUAAGAUGUCCUCUUCUUCUUAAUUUAUAGGCAAAGAAAGAUCGUCAAAUGAAAUGAUAAUUUGAUAAUUACACCAUUCAUCAAAGUUCUUCGUUUACCAUGUUUUUGAAAUUGUUCGGGAAAAUAUCGGACAUAAUUGAUUAAGCGGUUAUGCCUUAUAGCAUUUUAUA
Molecule: messenger RNA, 2668 nt
Organism: Oldenlandia corymbosa var. corymbosa
Lineage: Eukaryota; Viridiplantae; Streptophyta; Magnoliopsida; Gentianales; Rubiaceae
Source: the annotation of a GenBank genome assembly